Lachancea fermentati is the source of this 1863-nucleotide messenger RNA. NCBI's taxonomy places the organism in Eukaryota, Fungi, Ascomycota, Saccharomycetes, Saccharomycetales, Saccharomycetaceae. The record is from the annotation of a GenBank genome assembly.
AUGGAUCUGGGUUAUACGCCACGACAGCAUGUACCGCCUUCGAGCAUCACGUUGGGACAUUACUUAUUUUACAGACUCCGGCAGCUGAAUAUCCAGACAAUUUUUGGGCUACCCGGGGAAUUCAAUAUGCCUCUCUUAGACAAACUGUACUCCAUACCGGAUCUUCGGUGGGCUGGGAAUGCUAACGAACUGAACGCAGCCUACGCUGCUGACGGCUACUCGCGCAUAAAGAAACUAGGAUGUCUGAUAACUACCUUCGGUGUGGGUGAGUUGUCUGCCAUCAAUGGAAUCGCAGGUUCGUACGCAGAACACGUUGGGCUUUUGCAUGUGGUAGGAAUGCCCCCCAUCGCAGCCCAGGUAAAGCAGCUACUUCUCCACCAUACGUUGGGGAACGGGGAUUACAACGUUUUUCAUCGUCUUGCAAGCGACGUUUCAAUAUACACUACAGUGAUUACAGACACUGAAUCCUGUGCUAUGGAAGUUGACAGGUGUCUGACGUUGGCAUACACAAGACAAAGACCAGUUUAUUUAGGUAUCCCGGUGAACCUAGUAGACACAUUAGUAGACUCGUCGCUCCUAAAUAUUCCUCUAAACCUUAGUUUGGAGGUCAACAAUAAGGAAAUAGAGCAUGAAAUAGUGGAAUCAAUACUGCAGGAACUUUACAAAAGCAAAAAUCCCGUCAUAGUCGUUGAUGCAUGCGUGACGAGACAUAAUGUCAAGGAAGAAGUUAAACAGUUGGUGGAACUCACACAAUUCCCCGUGUUUUGUACGCCCAUGGGCAAAGGCGCAAUAAAUGAGCAACAUCCAAGAUUUGGAGGCGUAUUUGUGGGCUCAAUGUCGUCUCCCGAGGUCCGUGAAGUGGUUGACUUUAGCGAUUUUAUUUUGGUUCUAGGAGCACUUCUUUCUGAUUUUAGCACUAGCUCUUUCCAUUUUGCAUAUAGGGCUAAGAAUACCGUUUUACUAUUUGCCAAUCAUGCGAAACUUAAGAAUGCUAUGUAUCCAGACUUGAAAUUGAAAUACGUUCUUCAAGCAAUUUUAUCACGCUGCGAUCCUUCUAAAAUUCAAUAUAAACCACAGCCAGUUCCUGACGUCAUAAAGCCCAAAAUUAGACUGAUGGACAACGUUCCUCUUAGACAAGAAUGGGUUUGGAAUCAAAUAAGUCAUUGGUUUCGCGAAGGUGACAUCGUUAUAACGGAAACAGGUACAUCUGCCUUUGGUGUGAACCAAACUAGGUUCCCCAGUUCCACCACUUGUAUCUCACAAGUUCUAUGGGGUUCCGUUGGUUAUUCGGUAGGAGCAUGCUUAGGAGCAUCUUUUGCUUGCAAAGAGCGGGGCGGAAGUGGCAGAGUCAUUCUUUUCGUGGGUGACGGUGCCCUUCAAUUGACUGUUCAAGAAAUCUCGACUAUGAUUAGAUGGGGGCUAACCCCCUUCAUUUUUGUGAUGAACAACAAUGGUUACACAAUCGACAGAUUAUUGCAUAAAAAGUCAAAUGCUGGAUAUCAUGACAUUCAACCUUGGAACAAUCUGAAAAUUCUGCCGACAUUUGGUGCGGUCAACUACGACGUGCGCAAAUUGAAAACUAUUGGCGACUUUAUGCAAUUAGUACAAGACGAAAAGUUCGCUGAAAAUACUGUCCCAAAAAUGGUCGAAAUUAUUCUACCUUCAAUGGACGCCCCCCCUGCAUUGAUGGAUAAAUGGUUAAUUGAUGAUAAUUUAGAAGAAGAGCUCCAUAAACGUGUGCAUGAAUGGUAUACAAGCGACGAAUCUCCAUCCGCCUUCAAGAAAGCGAAAUUAGACACCGAAUCACAAGGUGACGAUUCUUCGAGAGUGAUUAUUCAAGAGCCCAUGAAUCCAAUAAGUUAA